UUGUCCGGAAGUACCGCAUCCUGAAGGGUACAUGACAGGUGACUGGUCCCUGUGCGUGCCCAGGUCCCUCUGCCCUCUGCUCGGGAUCCUGAGUCUUGACGUCGUCCACCCACGUUCCCUAAGUGUCCGUCUAUUCUCUUGCCCUCCGCCCAUCUGAAGCUGGUGGCUACGUAUCCCGGUACGCCAGCCAGUAGGUCACCAGGCGGGUAACUCUGUACUGUUAGGCUCUGGAAAAGCUGGCUGCUGGAUCGCCUGAAUGCGAGCAGACCAACAGACGCACAUAUACGACAUCUUGCAGGACUGGGCCAGUCUCGAGUCUCGACACUAUGUGCCUCCCCCGCCGCGUUGGAAAGAAGAAGCUAGCUAUAUUUCCUACAGAAAGAACAAUACCAACCUUCUUAGCCUCGUAUCGUGGCCGGCAUCUGCCUCUAUCGUUUCCCUGCCGUGUGCAAAUUCCUUUCCAAGCCUCAUGUUUUUCUCAGACACCUGCAGCGACGGGACCAGCGCCAGCAGAUGGCGUUGACGGCGGCCAGGAACGGGCGUCGCGUCGCUGCCCAGACGCCAGCACAGAGCAGCACUAUCAACUACUAUUGCAUAUCGUCGACAUUUGUGUGCAUGAGCGUCGGACGAAGUACAGGGGCCACUGCCUCGGAAUGAAUCGUUCGCUUUCUUUGGUGGUGGUGGUGUUGGUGGUAGUGGCACUCAUCUGCCCAAGUUGCGUCGUCUGGAAAGAGGACAGGUACCCAUUUAGUGGAAGUACUUCUUCCCAGACUCUACUAAGUAGUGCAAGGAGGGAGUGAAAGAUACGGGAAGGUUUUCUCGGGCUGCCACCAACAGAUGGCAUAUACGAAUAAUGAGACAGUUCCGACGGGUCUCGUUGAUCAGUGAGCAACAAAUGCAUCAAGCGUAACUCAGAAAACCUGCAUUGGCCCG
Colletotrichum destructivum is the source of this 933-nucleotide messenger RNA. RefSeq lists its product as uncharacterized. The record is from RefSeq and is a predicted model, not a curated record. The transcript has a single exon. Lineage: Eukaryota; Fungi; Ascomycota; Sordariomycetes; Glomerellales; Glomerellaceae. The coding region runs from base 327 to 800 and encodes 157 amino acids.